Plasmodium vivax (malaria parasite P. vivax) is the source of this 6950-nucleotide messenger RNA. RefSeq lists its product as hypothetical. The coding region runs from base 1 to 6582 and encodes 2193 amino acids. Lineage: Eukaryota; Apicomplexa; Aconoidasida; Haemosporida; Plasmodiidae. The transcript has 6 exons. The record is from RefSeq and is a predicted model, not a curated record.
AUGGAGGUCCACACGCCGAGCGCAAAAGGAGAGUACAUAGAGCAGCUGCUUCGAAAUUUUGCUGGCAAAAAGGGGAAGCUAAAGAGGAAGGAGGUGAUGAAUCAAAUGGAACACUACGUAGGGAUAUUAACAAAUGUAAAUUUGAAAAUAGUUCACAAUAAGAAUUACGAAGUGGUGCAUCUAGUUUUGGAGGUUCUACUGACAAAUGAGCUGCAUCUAGAACCCAUGAUUCUGGACAAGGUUUUGGCUUGCUUGAACCUGAAGCAGAUUCUGCAGAAGGAUGGCAAGGUGAAAAUUAAAAACAUUAACAACAUUUUGCUCCUCAUUAACCGGAAGAGCAGGAACAACUUGAACGCCGCCAAUCUGUUUAACCUGCUGUUCGACGCCGUGGCGCUGCUGCUGGAGGCCCUCUGCGCGGAGGACAUUUACAGCGUCGCCCGCCCGGUGGACUACACGCUCGGGGGGGGGCAGCGCCGGGAAGGGGAGGAAGAAGAGGCGGAGGAAGACGACGAGGAGGAGGAGGAGGAGGAUACACAUCACACAACUGAGGAACCCCCCAGUGAACCGCUCACCGCCCCGCGGCAAACCCGAAAGCGCAAAGGCGCGAACGGGCCGCCAGUCUCCGCAGCAGGGGGCAGCGGCGAAUCGGCCAGUGAGCCCCAGGAGGGUGACUCCUCAGAGGGAGCCGCUAACCGUGCCGCGGCCCCUGCCAACCCUGCCGCUAACCUCGCUAACCGUGCGGACAAUGGGAUGCCCCCCCCCAAGAAGCGAAAAAAGGAGGGGUCUGAGCGGCUCCCCGCAGAUGAGCACCACAACGUAGCGCGCAUAAACGACUACGUGGUGCACGUGAACAGCCUAUUCAGCCUCUUCUUCAAGAACUACAAGCCCAUGUUGAGCGAUGUGAAGAUCUAUGCGUUUUAUGGCAACCUAUUGGGGCUGUUUUCCUACGUGCAUGACUACAUAGGGUACGUGGAAGAGCUGGCAGAGAGGUGCCGAUCGAAUGGGGGGGGCAGUUCCCCCAGCAGCUUCGACUCCGUGGUGAAGAACCUGACCACCCUGAAGGGCCUUAUAAAGAAACAGAUCACCAUCAGUUUGGACAGCAUAACGAAGGGGUAUUUUAAAAGUGUAUAUGCAUCCUACCUGGGGAGCAAGGAGGAGCUAAAAGUGAAUUACUCAUUUUUUAAUUUCCAGGAAAAUGAAAAACUGUUGGAAGUGAUCUACAUCAUGCUGCAUAGGGUGUCCAACGAAAAGGCGAGCUUCCGAUUCGAUCCUCAUGGGGAGAAGCUCACCUGCCCAUCGGUCAGUCUCCAUAAGAGUAAAAAAGACAAACUGAUUUGCUUCUUCAAAAGUGAGCACAGUUACGAUGAGAAGCACCCCUUUUUGGGGGUUAGUAAAAUUAGGGGGUGCUUAAAAGCCUUGGCAACCAUCAUCAAAUAUUUGCUUCUGAAACAACCCAGCGCGAACUUAGCCCAUGUGCAGACCUAUUUCACCCUGUUUUUGUUAAUCCCCCAUUUUGAGUUGACUCUAUAUGGUGAGCACAUCAAAGGGGAGUACUCCCAGCUUUUUCAUUUUGCCCCUUCGCGGAAGGAAAAGACGCAGCGCGGCGUUAACUGCUCCGUGGCUGACUCUGAUGCAGAGGCACCAGUGGAGGGGAAGCCCGCUGGGGAAUCCAAACCGACGAUCCACAGAAACGCGGCCAACUACUUCAAAUCGGUGAAGAUAAAAAUCGCUCACUCGGUGUGCCGCUUUGAAAAAGAGCUGUCACUUAACGACCACCAGCAGACGCACAGCAAUGUGCACAUUAUUGCUGACUACUUGAAAGUGAUUUACAAAUUUUUAAAAUACCUUAAUGGAAGGAGCAACGCGAGAAAGGACCCCUUCCUCUUCGUCAAUUUUACCUACUGCCUGAAAUACACCUUUGAUUGCUUAACCAACGCAUAUUUUGAGUUAACCCGGACGAAGCUGAAGAGCGCCUUGAGGGAGUGCUCCUCUACGGGGGGGUCUUCUCUUCCCCCCUCUGAGAGGUGCCUACGCGAAAGGAUGUACCUCCGGGGGAAACCCCAUUUGGCUCUAUACGAUAAGAAGAUGAGGAAUAUUUUUUGCACCUACCCACGGGGGAGAGCUCCCCAUUUGGAAGAGACCACCCUAGAGAGAGACAACCGGAGUGAUCGAGGAGAAGCCCCAACCUGCCUGCUUCUCCCACUGAAGCGAAACGGAAGGGAAAGGAAAAAACUGAUGGGCUAUUUAGUCUAUUUAAUAUACGUCAGCCAGGUGAACCUCCUGACGGUCAUCCACUUCGACGUCACCUUGAGGACGCUCAUCUUCUCCGCGCUGUUCAGCUUCGGGAAGGCGCUCAUCCCCCACGCGGGGAGCCACCUCGCUGGGAGCGUGAACAUCGGUGGCCCCUCCCAUGUUGACCCCCCCCACGUGGACAGCUUCGCGAGCCGCACCCUGCGGACCGUGAUGACCAAGUACGUGGAGAUAUUCGGGGUGAAGGGGCUCCUCAAAUUUCUUCACUACUACACCGUUGGGCGUGCAGAUGCGCAGCAGGGCCAGUCCCUCAGGAGCAUCCACUUUUUGCAAAACAGCGUUGUAAUGGAGGUCUUUAAAGCCAGCGUGGGAAAGUGGGUCGACCAGGCCCCCUCCAUCCUGGGGUACUUCAUCGAGGUGUAUACCUACCAUGUGACAAAGUUGGGCCAAACAGUAGAAGGCAUAAUACAAUUAAGAGAAGGUGGUGGGGGGGAAGAUCCUCGGAACGUUUUGCUUAACAGCUGUGCAUCCCAAAAGGGGGAGAACUCCUCCCCCCACAGGGGUCACUCCCUGGCGAGUUACCUAUCGAUUGUGCAAAAUGUAGAAACGCUAGAGUACAUCAUUUGUUGCUUCUUAAAGGCUAUUCCGAAGAGGGACAUAACCCACGGGUUGCUCACCUACGUGAAGGAAAUUGCAAGUGUGCACAUGGCGAAGCUGAAGAAUGAAAUGACCUUUCAUAACAAAACGGGGGAGGUCAAUUUUGUCCACACCAAUUUUGCCCAAACGAAUUUUGCCCAUUCCUCCUCCAAAUAUUACAUCCUCUUUUUUUUCAACUAUAGUGUAUGCAGAGUGGCUAUGUAUGCCCUGCUCCAUGGGGAAGUGAAAACUGAGCAGCUGUUGGGCCAUCCCGCUAUCCAGCACAUCGUCGCAAUGCUGCAGAGCUGCUUCCCCACCGUCGAGCCCAUGUUUGACCUCUGCGUGCGGGAGGACUCCUUGCACGCGUUCUUCUGCAUCCUGCAGAUGGUUCUGCAGACGCUUUUCUUCUUCCUCUCCCUGGCGGAGCUGCGCGUCGUAGACCCGGACCGCCUGGCCGAGCACCUCAACCAAGUGCUCCGCGUCAUGAAGAAGAACGCCCUGGCGGAGUACCCCUACUCGGUGAAGAAAAAAAUCUGCCGACAGAUCGCCAACUUCUUCAUCUACAACCACGCAUGGCUAGCCACCACCUUCAGAGGAAGGGAAAAAACCGUAGACUCCAUUUACCAAGAAUUCACAAAACUGCUCUUCGUUGAUAUUGCCAUCAUGAAGAACGAACAGAGCUACGACUUCCUCUUUGACUAUCUUUUUAUCAUACGGGAGAACCAAAUUGUGUGUAAUUUGCUGAAGGAGCUGUUUUCGCUGCACUUUAUUUUGAUUUUGGGAAACUGGGAGAAGGGCCCGCAUCAUCCGAAGUUGGGAGGAACGGGGAGAGCUUCCCCUGACGAAGGGGGAGUGCCCCCCGAAGAGGAAGCCCUUUUGUCCUACCGCGCACGAGCCCUAGUCCGAAGGAACAGAGCCCUCUCAAGUGACAGCCACAAAUGGUACGAAAUGCUCAACUUGAAAAAAAAAUUGGGAUCCCCCAAUGAGGGCAACUUGCGUAGAGGCUCCAUCUACCAAUUUGAUGAAAGCAGAAUGAUGAGCGUGUUUUCUCGCAAGGGGAAGAAUAACCAGUCGGCUGUCUCCUCGUUUAGAAGUAAUCCCAAUAGGGAGGACACGGACACCCCCAAUGUAGACGUAUGCAUUUUGAGUAACCUCUUCCCAUUAUUCAAUGGCAUAGAAAACGUGCAAGACAGCCUCUACACCCUCCUUUGCAAAAUCUGUGGCAACUUCUCCAACUAUAAUGCCUAUUGUGAGCAUAUACUGGCCAACAUCUUGAUGUCCUUCUGUGAAAACCUGGGGGGAAAGGAGAGCCCCCAGCUGGGCCUCAGCGACUUCCACCACUUUGUGAAGCUCUCCUUCCAACUGCUUCAGAAGCAGAAGGAGUACCUCACGAGUGGCGUCUUUAGGACCAGCAGAAACGCCCUUCUCCUGAAGCUCCUCUUCCACAUCUUCUUCCUCUGCAUCAACGGGUGGACGGCCGACUCGCGCGCGGAGAAGGAGAAGAAGGAGAAGACGCAGGUGGAGGGGGGCGCCACUGAUGUGAAGACCGGCACAGAUGAGCGGACCACCACCGAUGUGCAAACCACCACCGAUGUGAAGAACCUCCCGAGCGAGACGCCGCCAAAACGUGAGAGGAAGAAAAAAGCCGGGGGAGCCCCCCAGGGGAAGGCCAAAAAGGUGAAAAACUGCUUCGUCUUUUUUAUCAAGUACUUUCUCCUCAUGCACAAAUUGAUCGUGUCCAAGGGGGAGGAAGAAGGAGCCACUGCAACCCUAAGCGAUGACGACGUGGCCUACUUGACGAAUCAUAUGCAGGGGGGGGGCGGCCGAAGCGUCGGCAGUGAGGAGGUGCACAGCGGCCCGACGGACGCGGCCGAAAGGAACGACAUCUCUGCCAUGCUGAGCAAACUGAAGGAUUUCCUUCACAGGAUUUUGAGCGGCGGAGGGGAUGCCGCAAAGGUUGGCAUUACCGCUGCUAGUAACGCUGCCACCCGCCCUUCCACCGCGACCCCCCUGAACGCACUGUUCCUCGAGCUGGUCGAGCACGUGUUCGUGUCCUUCCUGCUGAAGCACAACUUCUGGGAAGAGACCAACGGCGCAGCCGUCGUCCAGGUGGUGGACGCGCUCAGGGGGCUCCACGUGGAGGACGUGCUCCGCUCAGCCGAUGAGAAGCACACGACGUUUGCCUACAGCAUCCUCGCUUUGAAGAUUUUUAACGUCGCCAAAAAAAGAGAAAUAAGCACUACCGCCAAUGAGGUAAGUGCUGACCAUGGAAAGCGUGACACGCAUGGAAAGCAUGAAACGCAUGGAGCGCAUGAAACGCAUGAAACGCAUGUGGGGGCCGAACCUACAGGGGUGAAGCCAACCGAAGUGACUCCCGCGGACAAACAGAAGAAAAAGCGAGGGAAAGGCUUCAAGAGGAAGAAGGACGAAAUGGCCAUGGACGAAGGGAAACUGAUCCUUUUUUUUAACCUCUUCCUACCAGCGAAGCGGAGCAACGUCCUACAUAACAGUAAUGAGUCAACCACCCCAUGGCAGGAAGAAGCAAAACCGACGUGUGUGCAGCUGUAUGAUUUCCUCUUCCACUACAACAGCAUACUGGCGGAGUGUCCAGAUGAGCAUUCGGUUCACAUCUGCAUAAAAUAUCAAAACGUUAUUAAAAACAUUUGCACACUGUUUAGCUACUCGUCCGAUGAUGUGAAAAACGUUUUGACUUACGUGGAAGGACAAAUAAAGAUGGGGAACUCAGAAGGAGAAGCCGAAAGUUGCCUCUACCAUUUUAACAUGCACAUCAUAACAUUAAUUUAUAUCAUUUCGAACAGUGGGAAGUUUUGCUCGGAGAUAAUUCACCAGAGCAGGAGACCAACCGACUCUUCCUCCUUCAUCAGUUUGUAUCUCCUACUUAUGCAACAUGUGCAGACGUACUUGGAUAGCGAAGUGGUGAUUAGGAGAAGUUCCUCCAUCCUCUUCCUGCUGCUCCACCUGGUUUACAAACUAUCGCAGCUGUUCGUCUUCUUCUUCGUGCGCCUCAAGGCGCAAACGCGGGACGGCAGCUACUCCAACCUCCUCGGAUUCGUAAGCAACUACUGCAGUCUGCUGGUCAAAACGAUGGACUUACUGAAAAACCGCAUACGAAGCAGCAACGACGGCGCUGUGCCAACUCCGAGGAAGGAUUUCAUAACGCACUUUUACAUCCUAAACAACUGUGGCCUCUUCGAGCGGAAGAAGUUUUACCUCUACCUGCUCAGCCACCAGCUCUUCGUCCUGUUAUACGAGUUCUUCAACAUACAGAAAAACGAACUCGUGGUGAAGUCCAAAAGAACGCUAAUCGAAGUGGCCAAGAAGGGAGGAUACGCGAUCAACUUUUUGUGCUCCUACCUGGACUCCAUUCUGUACCUCGACAGCAGAAUGAACAAACUGCUGCUCAGGAACGCCAACUUCCUCGUCACCUUCCUGCGAAGCAACAAGGGCAGCCUGAACUUACCCCCAAUAGCCUUCCCCCUUGUAAUCAAAAUUGUGGACAUGUACGAAUUCAUUUCGAAGAGGGGGUCCACGGGAGAGGAGGAAUACGAAGAGAAAAAAUUUCUCAAAGGCAUUUUUCAGACCACCUUGUCCCUACUGGAAAAUAGCUCCAUUCAGUUUUGCUACACAUCCUUAACAGAUCGGAAGAGGGAAAUCUUCAACGCCCUGUCCGGGUAGCCUUGCGCGGCUGUUCCCGCGGGCUUUCCGCAAAAAUAAAAUGCUGCCUGACCUGUUCAUAAAAAAAAAAAAAAAAAAAAAUACCCCAAUUUUAUGUGUGUUUGUUGCCCGUUUGGCGCUGGCUGCGGAUUCUUCUCAAAAUGAUUGAAGUGUGCGUCCACUUCGCGCUUUCGCAUUUUCGCGUUUUCGCUUUUUUCGCUUUUUCGCUUUAACUGGAUAAACAUCCACGGGAGUCUCCGCUCGCCCGACGCUGCCUGCGAAGGAGGGGGCGAAAGGCAUAUGUGUGCAACUACGCCCCUGACCCGCGCAGCUGGGAAGGCGUCCCCAAUAAGCAACACCAUUUUUACAAAAUGAAAAAAGGCAUGAGG